GUGGCAUUCGUGCAAUCGAAGCGGAUCAAGAAGAUGGCUGAGGAGGUCAAGGCCGGCCGAACCGAUCUCCUGGAGCAAGCAACAGUACAUGAGCUUUCCGAAAUUGCUUCCGUCUUGGAGAAGCAGAAGGCCCUGGAUACUGCUGCAGUGCGGAAAAGCGACCGGGAGUCCACUUUGCGCCAGAGGCGUGAGGAAGAUCCACGCCCCAGUGCACUCAUUGUGCAGGACGUUUUGAACCCACCGUCUCAGAGCCACUGGCAAGCAGUGCUUGAGGGCAAGGUCUUAGCCACCAGCGUGGCCAGUGGCCCGACCAUUGCAUUCCUGCCAGCGACUCAGACCCAACGGGUCAUCUGGCUGACCGAUCGAUUCGUCCAGGACCACAUCGAGAUUGCCAGACUU
This is a messenger RNA of Symbiodinium sp. CCMP2456, 399 nucleotides long. The record is from the annotation of a GenBank genome assembly. Lineage: Eukaryota; Dinophyceae; Suessiales; Symbiodiniaceae.